AUGCCAUCGCCAAAGCUCCCGUCAAAGCUCCCGUCAGAUCUUCCAUCAAAUCUCCCAACAAAGCUCCCGUCAAAGCUCCCAUCUCCCGUCAAAGCUCCCAUCAGAUCUCUCGUCAAAGCUCCCGUCAAAGCUCCCGUUAGAUCUCUCGUCAUAGCUCCCGUCAAAGCUCCCGUCAAAGCUCCCGUCAAAGCUCCCAUCAAAGCUCCCGUCAAUGCCAUCGCCAAAGCUCCCGUCAAAGCUCCCGUCAGAUCUUCCAUCAAAUCUCCCAACAAAGCUCCCGUCAAAGCUCCCCUCCCGUCAGAUCUCUCGUCAAAGAUCCCGUCAAAGCUCCCGUCAAAGCUCUCGUCAAAGCUCCCGUCAAAGCUCUCGUCAAAGCUCCCGUCAAAGGUCCCAUCAGUCUGA
This is a messenger RNA of Pecten maximus, 402 nucleotides long. Its product is annotated as non-classical arabinogalactan protein 31-like. The transcript is spliced from 4 exons. Lineage: Eukaryota; Metazoa; Mollusca; Bivalvia; Pectinida; Pectinidae. Bases 1 to 402 code for a protein of 133 amino acids. The record is from RefSeq and is a predicted model, not a curated record.